UGUGUUGGCGAGCAGUAUCAAAGCUUGCCGGUUGGCUGCAGCCGUUGGGCGCCCACUUUUCAUUGUGCCAAUGCCACCAUUAGCGUGGUCGAUGCAAGGCAACGACAGGAAUAGCGGUUCCAUGGCGUUGUUGACGGCGGCGACAACGAGUUCAGCGCGAAUACUAGUUUAUUAGCGGACAUAUGUAUCUGUGUGUGUGUGUAUGUACGUGCAUAUGUGUUGGCUGUUGCAUACCGUAAGGCGCUAACAUGUUUUCACCAACGACCAUUCAUUCAGUACGUUACGGACGGCUCAACGAAACGGUUUCGUAUUUUCGGAGCGAACGCGUGAAUAAAGAAAGAAAUAAAGUUUCGUUUUUUGGGCGGAAAGAAAUUAAAAGUCAUUACCCCUUGUUGGAUAAAUAGCAAAGUGAAUUUAUUUCUUUUAUGGAGCGCAUUUGAAAUUUUAGUGCGCUAAAAGUUGUGAUUUUUUAUAAAAGCGAAAUUAAGAUUUGCAAUUUUUAUCAGCAUUAAAACUUAAGGUCCUUGCAAACAAUGUCUUUCCUAUCGCCAUCCCUGCGCUUAGAGAAUCUCCCAAACGAACCCAUUAUGUCGCUCGAUCAUAUACCGGAAGAAAAACGUUACAACAAAAACAAUAUUGUGGCCAAAUGGUGUGCGCCGAUAAAUGGCAAAAUGUAUCGUAUUGAAUUGGAACAUGGUACCACCACAGGACGGCGAAUGAUAUGGGUAAACGGUAAGGAAGUGCUGCGUCGUGAUUGGAUGUUCAAAUUGGUCGGCGAAGAUUCAUUUUAUAUCGAUCAGGCGCGUUGCAUUAUACGUGUCGAUCCAGCACCAGGUUUCAGAUAUGAAUAUUCACUCUACAUCGAUGGCAAACCGCACGAACAGUAUACCGACGAACUGACGAAAUAUUAUCGCCUGUGGUUGGUCAGUAUAGAAGAUAAUGAAUACCGUAUAAUGUUAGAAUUGGAUACGAUCAACUUGUAUGUGAAUGAUCAGUUGCGCACAGAAACAGGUGAAUUCGUUGAUGGCGGCACGGACACCAAGUUUACAGAGAAUGGCAAUGAGUUUGUGCUGCAAGCACGUUCGAGUGGCAAUAAAUUGGAUGGCUUGACGCACACUCUACUGGCGAAUGGUGAAGUGAUACCUGAGGCUAAGAUCAUAGAAGUCAUGCAGGAGCCCUUCUCGAUUUUAUCAACCACUUAAUAUAUGAGAGGUUCGAAGUGGCAAACGCUGUGAAUUGUUGUUUAAGUAUAAAUAAAGUGAUGUGAUAGCGUAGUGCUAGUUUUGUGCUAAAAAUUUAAUGAGUUUUAAUUGAAAUAUCGAAUUGAUAAAUAAAUAAUGAAAGAAAUGGAA
Bactrocera oleae (olive fruit fly) is the source of this 1352-nucleotide messenger RNA. Its product is annotated as fas apoptotic inhibitory molecule 1. Lineage: Eukaryota; Metazoa; Arthropoda; Insecta; Diptera; Tephritidae. Gene Ontology annotation, biological process: canonical NF-kappaB signal transduction; positive regulation of neurogenesis; negative regulation of extrinsic apoptotic signaling pathway via death domain receptors. The record is from RefSeq and is a predicted model, not a curated record.